AUGGCUGAUUUACUUGACAAGAUUGGGAAGUCCCCUCCUUCUAGCGCCAAUUGUUCCGGUAAGAUUUGGGAACGGUUGGAGAUGUCUUGCUGGUCGAGUGUUGCUGUUAUCCUGAUGAUAUCCUGCGCAGAUAACAAAGAUGAACUAGCCUCGAGGACCGCUGAAAAGACGCUCAAAAGUGAUAAGCAGGAUGUGCUUAUGGUGCGUGGGGGCAAGUUCAAGAAAUCUGGAAAGAAGAGGAAUGCUAAGAAAGGUGGCAACAAGGCCAGCCCAACUAAGCAAACUGGCGCCAAAUCUGUAAAGAGGAAGGUCAGUCAACCCACUUCUGAAUCCGAAUGCUUCUACUGCAAGAAGAAGGGGCAUUGGAAGAGAGAUUGCUUGAAGCUAAAGGAAGAUCAGAAGAACGGAACAGUCGUUCCAUCUUCAGGGACUAAGAAUAAGUAGAAAGUUAAGCAAGGGUGAAGUCGACCUACGAGUGGGAAAUGGAGCACGGAUUGCUGCAUUAGCUGUAGGAACUUACUAUUUGUCGUUGCCCUCCGGGCUAGUUUUGGAACUGGAAGAAUGUUUCCAUGUUCCAAGUCUUACUAAAAACAUCAUUUCAGUUUCUUGCUUAGA
This is a messenger RNA of Spinacia oleracea (spinach), 615 nucleotides long. RefSeq lists its product as uncharacterized. NCBI's taxonomy places the organism in Eukaryota, Viridiplantae, Streptophyta, Magnoliopsida, Caryophyllales, Amaranthaceae. The record is from RefSeq and is a predicted model, not a curated record. Bases 1 to 444 code for a protein of 147 amino acids. Gene Ontology annotation, molecular function: zinc ion binding; nucleic acid binding. The transcript has 3 exons.